Messenger RNA from Acanthopagrus latus (yellowfin seabream), 3770 nucleotides. It is a transcript of the gene atp6v0a1a, whose product is annotated as ATPase H+ transporting V0 subunit a1a. Bases 203 to 2755 code for a protein of 850 amino acids. Gene Ontology annotation, molecular function: proton-transporting ATPase activity, rotational mechanism; ATPase binding. Gene Ontology annotation, biological process: vacuolar acidification; proton transmembrane transport. The record is from RefSeq and is a predicted model, not a curated record. Lineage: Eukaryota; Metazoa; Chordata; Actinopteri; Spariformes; Sparidae. The transcript is spliced from 22 exons. Gene Ontology annotation, cellular component: vacuolar proton-transporting V-type ATPase, V0 domain; plasma membrane; vacuolar proton-transporting V-type ATPase complex.
AACUGCCGUACAGCUCUCACAGCUGACGAAGAAGAGGAGGAGCCUUCUGCUUUAAACAAACCAGCCACCGACCAACCCAUAACAAACAGCAAAGAGGAAACUGAGGAGCAAAGCUGAGGGGAGACAAACACGAUCUCCAAGUUAACAUCUCUAUAGGUUCUGGUUGAUUUACGGCAGCUGAGCGCUCGCAUCCUUCGGCAACAUGGGGGAACUCUUCAGAAGUGAAGAGAUGACGCUGGCUCAGCUCUUCCUCCAGUCGGAAGCUGCCUACUGCUGCGUCAGUGAACUGGGAGAGAUCGGGAUGGUGCAGUUUCGUGAUCUAAAUCCUGAUGUGAAUGUCUUCCAACGGAAGUUUGUCAAUGAAGUACGACGUUGUGAGGAGAUGGAUCGCAAACUGAGAUUUGUGGAAAAAGAAAUAAAGAAGGCCAACAUCCCAAUAGUUGACACAGGAGAGAACCCAGAAGUCCCCUUCCCAAGAGACAUGAUCGACCUGGAGGCCACGUUUGAGAAGCUUGAGAAUGAGCUGAAGGAAAUAAACACCAACCAAGAGGCCCUAAAGAAGAACUUCCUGGAACUGACUGAGCUCAAACACAUCCUGCGUCGGACACAGCAGUUUUUUGACGAGAUGGAGGAUCCCAGUUUACUGGAGGAGUCAUCGACCCUCAUGGACCCCAAUGAGCCCAACCGAGGGGCUCCUCUCAGACUGGGAUUUGUGGCUGGAGUCAUUGGCAGGGAACGUAUUCCCACAUUUGAGAGGAUGCUGUGGAGAGUUUGCAGAGGAAAUGUGUUCCUGAGGCAGGCUGACAUUGAAGAUCCUCUGGAGGACCCAACCUCGGGUGACCAGGUCCACAAGUCUGUCUUCAUCAUCUUCUUCCAGGGAGACCAGCUGAAGAAUCGUGUCAAGAAGAUCUGCGAGGGGUUCAGAGCAACUUUGUACCCAUGUCCAGAAACGCCUCAGGAGAGGAAAGAGAUGCUGGCAGGGGUGAAUGCACGGAUUGAAGACCUGCAAAUGGUGCUAAACCAGACUGAGGAUCACAGGCAGAGGGUCCUGCAGGCUGCAGCCAAGACAGUCAGAGUGUGGUUCAUCAAGGUGAGGAAGAUGAAGGCCAUCUACCACACCCUCAACCUCUGCAACAUUGACGUCACUCAGAAGUGUCUGAUCGCUGAGGUGUGGUGUCCCGUCUCCGACCUGGACUCCAUCCAGUUCGCCCUGCGCAGAGGGACGGAGAAGAGCGGCUCCACUGUGCCUUCCAUCCUCAACAGGAUGCAGACCAAACAGACCCCACCCACCUACAACAAGACCAACAAGUUCACCUCAGGCUUCCAAAACAUUGUGGACGCGUAUGGAAUUGGCAGCUACCGGGAGAUUAACCCAGCACCAUACACCAUCAUCACCUUCCCCUUCCUGUUCGCGGUUAUGUUUGGUGACCUGGGCCACGGGACGCUCAUGACCUGCGCUGCCCUGUACCUUGUGUUGAGGGAGAGCAGGCUGAUGGCCCAGAAGAACGACAAUGAGAUGUUCAGCAUGGUGUUUGCAGGACGUUACAUCAUCCUGCUGAUGGGAAUCUUCUCAAUCUACACUGGGAUCAUUUACAACGACUGCUUCUCCAAGUCACUCAACUUGUUUGGCUCCGGCUGGAGCGUCAGGCCCAUGUUUGAUGCUCGAAUAGGAGGCAACUGGACGUUUGCAACACUGCGAGACAAUAAAGUCUUGCAGUUGGACCCAGCAUUAGAUGGAGUGUUCAAAGGGCCGUACCCCAUCGGCAUCGAUCCGAUAUGGAACAUUGCCACCAACAAGCUGACGUUCCUGAACUCAUUCAAGAUGAAGAUGUCUGUUAUCCUGGGAGUCAUUCACAUGCUGUUCGGUGUCACUCUGAGUCUCUUCAACCACCUGUACUUCAAGAAGCCUCUGAAUAUCUACCUGGGAUUCAUCCCCGAGAUUGUCUUCAUGUCCAGUCUGUUUGGAUACCUAGUCAUUCUGGUCUUCUAUAAGUGGCUCUCAUACGAUGCACGCACCUCCAAGGAUGCUCCCAGCCUCCUCAUCGCCUUUAUCAACAUGUUCCUCUUCAACUAUAACGACCCCACAAACAAACCACUUUACAGAGGACAGAUGGGCAUACAAUCACUCCUGGUGGUGAUCGCCUUGGCUUGUGUUCCCUGUAUGCUAAUAGUGAAAACUCUUGUUCUGCGGAGACAGUAUUUGUGGAGGAAAAACCUGGGUACACAGAACUUUGGAGGGAUCAGGGUGGGCAACGGGCCCACGGAGGAUGAGGCUGAAAUCAUCCAGCAUGACCAGCUCUCGCAGCACUCCGAGGAGGAGCCUGAGCGUUGCCUUUUGUCACCUGCUGUCAAGGCCCACGAGGAGGAAGAGUUUAACUUUGGGGAUAUGGCAGUGCAUCAGGCGAUCCACACCAUCGAGUACUGCCUGGGCUGCAUCUCCAACACUGCUUCCUACCUGCGGCUGUGGGCCCUCAGUCUGGCUCAUGCACAGCUGUCAGAGGUGCUGUGGUCCAUGGUGAUGCACAUUGGCCUCUCCUCCAGAAGCUUGGGCGGCUUUAUCCUUCUGGCCAUAGUCUUUUACGCUUUCGCUGUUCUCACAGUUGCCAUUCUUCUUAUUAUGGAAGGUCUGUCAGCCUUCUUGCAUGCACUGCGACUGCACUGGGUGGAGUUUCAAAACAAGUUUUACUUAGGCCAGGGCUUCAAAUUCCUCCCCUUCACCUUCGAAAGCAUCCUGGACGGGAGGUUUGAGGAAUGAGAUCUGACCGCUUCUCCUCUUCUCUUAAUGUCACCUGCAUCUCUUGAUAAUCUGUGUGGUGUUGAAUAGUGAUUUUUGCGUGUGAUGCAGUUUCCCGGGUGUCACCACAUCUACAAGAGGGGACACUCCAAAAGAUUAUCUGUCCGACUGCCAUGUGUUAUAAACUACUCAUCACUUUUUAGAAUUGGUAACAAAAUGUGAAACAUCUGCUCAGAAAUUACUAUUCAUUCAUCCAUUCAUUCCUGUGAGAAAAAAAAUAGAAUAAUUUGUAAUCUGUGUUGUCUUAGUUUUUGUUGUUUCUGUGUUUUAUUGAGUUAAAUAUUAUUUAUGCAAAUUGUUCCUUUAAAAAACCUGCAUUGUCUUCUAUGUGGCAGUGUUGCACUACCAGUCAUAAAUAAGUUCUGUGAUGUGCAGAUGUCUUGACUGAUUAUGUGGACAGAAGUUUAUCCAGGAAAAAGUGAUUCCUGUUGGUCUUUUCCACAUUGUUGUAUCAAGAUGAUCUCUUUCUCUGCAUUGGCAUUGUUCUUCAGCAAUGAUCAACAUCUUGUGCACCGAGCACCUCUUUGAUUUCAGAAACGCCUACUUUGCCUCUAUUACACUGUAAACUGACCUCACAUACUGAGCUGUAAAGGGAAUAAAAUUAAACUAGCAUCGAGAUGUCAGUGGAGAUAAAGUGAAUGUUUAAUCUCACGCUCUGACAUUGCCAUGGGGGCGUCCCUGUGUUCACUGACCUGUUCAGUAGAGCACACAUUGAGCAUGACGGGGAAUCUGAAGGUGGAAGUUCUGUAACAACCCAACACUUAACUGGUUUAAACUGUUAGUCUUGCUGAAGUUUUUGUUCCUUAUGCUGAUUUCAGUUGUAUGUUAAAGUUGAAAAAACAAAACAACAUUGUUACAGAAGGGAGUAAGAACAGCAUGCAGCAGACAUAUUCAAGUAGAGUUCAUUCCUCAGAUCAUUUAACAACCACAUUAAUUGUGCAUCUCUGUCUCAAUAAAUUGGAAAGAGCUGGAUCAA